UCCGUCAAAGCAUUCAUCAGACAAACAACAAACAGCAUGUCCGAUUCACGUAGAUGGUGUAUGCUGCGGGUCCAAUGAUGAAACUGCCCAACGAAUAUAUAAAAUGUAGGCGGCGAUCUGAGCAGAGAGGACGACCAAUGAAAUGAUGUCAAAUCGGUAGGCUGAGACAUCCUCGUUUUGCACUUGUUGUGUGCUUCGAUGGUUGUCCAGCAUGCUGUUUCCUUGCCGCAGCUGGUAUAUGGUGGCCGCCUGGCUGUGGCAAAUGCUCGAUUUCUCGUAUGCAGCGCACCACGAGCAAUCUAUGUGUAUCCCAUCAGCUCCUCUACCAUAAGUGUCGUGUCCGACAGCUUGAGGCGGCCCAGCCCCAUCCUUAGCCUGUACGUACGGCAGGUCUCGAUGGCAUGUUCCAGCAGGUCGUCGCCCGGUUGGAGCGGGUGUGCUGCCAGCAGGCUGAUCGAGGAAUGAAUUCAUCACAUGCAGAUGCCUGGUGCAUGGUUGGUGGGUGUGAUUGGUGUGCUGCGUGGUUUACUUGGCGAGGAUGUGCUGCAGCUCCUGGUCGGUGAAGUCGUAUGGCACCGUGAUGACGAUGGCGGCCGUCCGCAGCCCGAAGAGAGCGCACGAGGCCCAUGCAGUGCUGCGGGUGGCUGUACAGGUAGGCCUCGGACUGCACCAGAAAACACGUCUGGCGCCUGCAUUCACAUCGCACACCACACACACAUACACAUUCGUGUCGUGUCUCGUGAGCUCACGGGUGGCAGGCGGCACCGAUCCAGGGAGAAAGUCGUCCACCUUCUUGCCGUCAGCCACUGGGACUUUCGACAAGUACGUGUUGUAAUGGCGUUCGCAUGUGUACCAACGACCCUGCUCGGCCAUGACGAUACACCUGUGCCUGAUGAAAACCAACACAACACAACGAAUGAAAAUGAGUGCACGAGCACAUGAGGGCAUGAACCUGGGCGACAUAUUCGGCGUCGGCAGUGCUGUGGUUGAUCAGUGCGUGACUGAUCUGGCUGCGCGCUGGUGUGACGGCGCUUGAGAUGCCCAUGCCCAUGCCCUUGGCCACACCGACCAUAUCACAAACAAGUAUGGGAGCCUUAGCUAUUCGCCCGCCCAUGGCCGCCUUAUGGGAACGGAUGCGACAGGCGACUCCACAGAACCAACUAAACACACACACGACCCACACAAC
Molecule: messenger RNA, 1186 nt
Organism: Vitrella brassicaformis
Lineage: Eukaryota; Vitrellaceae
Source: the annotation of a GenBank genome assembly